AUGGCUGAAUUCAAAGAGGAAAUGAAGGAAAAAUUUAUUGACUUGAAGACAAAAUCAGAACUUUGUGAUUCGUCCGAAAAUUUAUGUAUUGCUGUGAAUAGAAUCGGGCUUCUCUUUAAAGGCUUCUUUGUUGUCGCAAUUGAUCACUGUCCGGAAAAUGCUUUUAAGAAAGUAAACUCUGAAAUUUCAAUGAAUAACUUUUCUCUCGACCGUGUAGUUCUUUCAUUACCUGGAAAAGCGGUGAAAACUUCCCGCGUCAGAAUAAACGAAAUUCAGGAAAAAAUUCAGGAAAAAAUUAAAACUUAUGGUGAAAAAGUGGAAAUAAAAUCCUGUCGCGAGGAGAAUUUUCCAAUGAAGGAGACAACUUGGGAGUCUCGUACAUCAACAACAACAAAACACAAACAACAAACGGCAAAUGAUUGUCAAGCCAAAGACAUUUUCCAAAAUCUCGUCAGCCUUGAAGUGCAAACUGAAUAUUUCAUAACAGCAAUCACUUCGUUGAAUCACGCUUAA
Messenger RNA from Clunio marinus, 513 nucleotides. The record is from the annotation of a GenBank genome assembly. NCBI's taxonomy places the organism in Eukaryota, Metazoa, Arthropoda, Insecta, Diptera, Chironomidae.